AUGACUGAUUUCAUACACUUACCAGUUGAUAAACUUGUUAAAAAGCUUUUUGACGAUGAAAGACCAAUUGAUUUUGGAUUUCUUGAAUAUCGUGAUGAAACAACAAAUGAAAAAAGAUUUCAUUAUCCAGUACAUCGUAGAACGGGUUGUAAUACAACCUUUCAAUCAUCAAAUGAUUUUGAAAACUUAAUUAUCAUAUUUAGUCAUAUAUAUAUAUAUAAGUUUCAUGCGGUCGAUACCGAUUUAAUCAAGCGCGACUAUGACAAAUGGUAUCAAGAACAAAAAAAUUUAGCAUCAAUAUCUCAUUUCACAACUGAUGUUUUAACUUCAAGUGACGUAGAAGAACUUUUUGAUACAUCAUCAACGAUAACUAAAACAAUAGCACCACUUAAAGUGAGUUCAUUAUUUCUCAGAUAA
Molecule: messenger RNA, 417 nt
Organism: Rotaria socialis
Lineage: Eukaryota; Metazoa; Rotifera; Eurotatoria; Philodinida; Philodinidae
Source: the annotation of a GenBank genome assembly